GUUGCCUGAAAUUAGUUGUGUUUUGAAUGGUUUAAGUUAUCGUCUUCUAUGUUUAUUACUUUUAACAAUUCACUCGAAUUAUAUGUAAUAAAUAAUUUGGUUAAAUUCAAAUUGAUGUUUACCAAGCGCUGUGUUAGCAAAUUACACAAAUUAUUGUAAUGUGCAGCAAUGGACACAAAAAGUGAGUUACAUUUCGAAUGUCUUUGUCGUACUUGCAUGUACGAAGUGCCUGAAGCGAACUCUUUUUCCGCUUCCACCAAUGAAGCUGCAGAACAACAAUUGCAAUCUAUCUUUACCACCGUAGCUGAAUGUGGUACAAUGCGCAUUGCAGAUCUGCUAGAGAGAACUAUGCCACAACUACAACUAAACUUAAGCGAGGAGCUGCCACAGCACAUAUGCCGUAUAUGCCUACAGCAACUGCUGAGUGUGUAUCGCUUUCAACAGAUGUGCAUACAAUCCGAAAACCAAUUCCAAGAGUGGCUAGCUAAGCGAUAUAUUGAUUUGAAACCUAUAACAGAGAUUGUUUCGGAAACAAAAGUGUUUACACUACCGGAACCGGUGCUAGACACUAUUGAAACUACUAAUGAUGGAAUAGCGUCGUUAAAUGUGGAUGAUCCACUCCAGAGCAUUGCUGAAAUAAUUAAAAUAAAUAAAGACGAGUCGAAUAAUAUUAGUGUCUAUAUCAAAAGAGAGAUAAGUGAUGAUGAUGAUGUAUGUACUUCUGGUUAUACUGUUUGUGAAGACUCAGAACUAAACGAGCAACUUGUUUCAACACAAAGUAAAGUCGAAAUUGAAACGCCCAUAGCAGCAGCAGAAACCACAACCACCAGCGAUGAAGUCUCAAGUCAUGAGGAUGUUGAUAGUGAAGAGGAUAAGCUGACAGCAAAUGCUUUAUGCAAGAUGACAGUCAAAGCCAAUAUUUCCAAAGAUUCGUCUUCGCAUACCUGCACACAAUGUAUGAAGUCCUUCGCUACACGUCGCUACUUGCUAAGACAUUUCAGACGUCAUAAAAAAACAGAUGGACAAAAUAAUUUAACAUCAGAAAAGGAAUCUCCGAAUUUAAGUUUAAAAUGCGACAUAUGUGGAGCACGCUUCAAAAAAGCGGAAACAUUACAAAAACAUAAAGAAAUACAUAUUGAAAACACAGAAGAAUUAAAUGCCUUACCCGCACCGAACUAUGAUUGUGAUUUGUGUGAUUUGAAAUAUGGCUCACAACGCACAUUGGCAAGACACAAACGACUGCAGCAUGGUGUAGAAAAUUCGGAAGUCACACCUAAGUCCUACUCUUGCGAAUAUUGCAAAAAGAGUUUUCAGCAAUCGAGCACACUGAAGGAUCACAUACGCACACAUACCGGAGAGCAGCCAUACUUGUGUUCUGAAUGUGGAAAAGCAUUUAGUAGUUCCAGCAAUUUGAAACAACAUUUAUUACGACACACUGGUGUUAAGCGAUAUGAGUGCCCUGACUGCCCGAAGAAGUUCCCCUGUCUCAGCGAUUUAGCUUCACACAAAGCAGUGCAUCUACAAAUCAAACCACAUGUAUGUGAUAUUUGCGGCAAUGCAUUUGGUAAAGGAUAUCAAUUAAAGAAGCACAAAAUGUAUCAUAAUGGUGAAAAGCCACACAAAUGCGAAUAUUGUGAGAUGCGUUUUGUAUGCAUGGAUCACCAGCGUCGUCAUAUGCGCACGCACACGGGUGAAAAGCCCUACAAAUGUAAAUACUGUGAACGAGCCUUUGCCCAAAGCAACGAUCUAAUCAAGCAUUUACGCACACACCUCGGUGAAAAUGUUUAUAAAUGUGAAUUAUGUCCCAGUGCUUUUCGUUUGGCAACGGAGUUGCGCCUACACUUUGCUAACCACAAGAAUGACGAUGAGGCGACGCGAACGCGAAAUAUGCAAGCGCUUACCGAAGAGGAAAACAAGAUGAAAAGUCGUUCGCAACCUCAACAAGCGCCUUCGCCGUAAUAAUCAAGAUAAGGGCAUGGUUUAUGAGUUCAUUACUCACAAUUAAUUUGGGAAAGGAAA
Molecule: messenger RNA, 2019 nt
Organism: Bactrocera dorsalis (oriental fruit fly)
Lineage: Eukaryota; Metazoa; Arthropoda; Insecta; Diptera; Tephritidae
Product: zinc finger protein 436
Exons: 5
Coding region: 169-1959 (596 amino acids)
Cellular component (GO): nucleus
Molecular function (GO): zinc ion binding
Source: RefSeq, a predicted model, not a curated record